Dichotomopilus funicola is the source of this 858-nucleotide messenger RNA. RefSeq lists its product as uncharacterized. The transcript has 4 exons. The record is from RefSeq and is a predicted model, not a curated record. NCBI's taxonomy places the organism in Eukaryota, Fungi, Ascomycota, Sordariomycetes, Sordariales, Chaetomiaceae. Bases 1 to 858 code for a protein of 285 amino acids.
AUGUCUUCCCCUCGCGACCUCGAGGAGUCCAUCUCUGAUUUCUUCUCAAAAGCAGGAGCAUGCACGUCAAGGAUUCAAUGUGACGAAUUUGCCAACAAAACAUUCGGAGGGUCGAUUACUUCUGUUCCGGUCCAGGGCUUCCGCGAACCGGAAUCGCCGCUGAAUAUGACAAUCUUAGCGUCUGUCCAAGCUGUCCACCCUGACUUCGUUGCCAACCACUCUUUCCAUGGGACGAUCGGCGAAUCCCCGGCACUCUACGUUUACUCGAUGAACAUGCUCCCGGGAGAUAAUUAUUUCGAUCUGUCUCUCUCCCUUGAGGAUGAUGACGUGGAACACCGUUUGGAGACUGUCCGUAGCCUGGCAAGAUUUUUUGCACAGUCCUGGCAGAACGGUAGUCGUCCCGAACCGAAGUCCAUCUCCGUAACCUUCGAAGACUGUUGCUCCAGUUUCGACUACCUCAGCCGUACCCUCCCCUCCCGCUUCCAAAACCUCAUCACCCAGGUUAAGGACAGCCUCCCGGCCCUUUUCUCUGAAGACUACCCCUUGGUUCUAACCCACAGCGAUUUCAGCGAGAGGAAUAUCCUCGCCAACCCCACGACAGGGGAGAUUACGGGAAUCAUCGAUUGGGCUGAAUUUUGGAGUGUCUUUUGUGAGCUGGUCGACGGGGUGUCCCAAUCCGAGAUGGAGUUGGUUCAUCUUGCGAGGCAGGCUGGACUGUUUCUCCGCUAUGGCAUCCCAUACAAGCCCGGUCGUAAGGGAGUGGUCGGAGUGGCCACUGGGGUCGAGUGCGAAGAUGUGACCGUGGGUGUCGUUGAGAUGCAAUUUACGGAUGCUGUCGGGGGAGUCCAGAUCCCAUGA